AUGCCAGAAGCAAGUGAAUCAAACGAAUAUAGAGAGGAAGAAGGUAGUCAAGAAGAAAGUAGACCAGAAAAUGAACUUGAAGAUGUAAUCUCUGAGGUUGACGAUAUUGAUAUGUUAGUUGAAGAUCUUUCGAUUGAGAAUAAUCCAGAAGUUCAAGAGUUAAUAAGUAAUAUUAAAAAAUAUACCCACCUGAUAGAUCAACCAGUCAUGAUCGAAGAUGCACUAACAGAUAAAAGAAUCAUCGAAAUGAUAAAUUACGAAAGCAUUAGAAAAAUUAUAAAAUUUCAAGAAAGCCUCAAAGUCAGAAAAGGGUUUGAUAAAAAAGAAUUAAAGGUACUGCGAAAACAAUUUAAAGAAUGGUAUUAUGAAAGAGAAAAAAAUAAGAAGCACCUUUCAAUCUUAUCUUUUUUGGGUCUAAAUGAUUGA
Molecule: messenger RNA, 426 nt
Organism: Racocetra persica
Lineage: Eukaryota; Fungi; Glomeromycota; Glomeromycetes; Diversisporales; Gigasporaceae
Source: the annotation of a GenBank genome assembly